Molecule: messenger RNA, 462 nt
Organism: Arachis duranensis
Lineage: Eukaryota; Viridiplantae; Streptophyta; Magnoliopsida; Fabales; Fabaceae
Exons: 1
Coding region: 1-462 (153 amino acids)
Source: RefSeq, a predicted model, not a curated record
AUGUCUCCAUACCAAUUGGUGUUUGGAAAGGCUUGUCAUCUACCAGUGGAGCUUGAACAUAGAGCAUUCUGGGCUCUAAAGAUGUUGAACCUUGAUAAUCAAGCUGUUGGAGAAAGAAGAUUGUUACAACUAAAUGAGCUAGAAGAAUUCCAAACUCAAGCCUAUGAAAGUGCCAAGAUUUACAAGGAGAAAACAAAGAAAUGGCACGAUCAAAAGCUGGAAAAAAGAGAGUUUGUAGAAGGACAAAAGGUGUUGUUGUACAAUUCAAGGCUUAAGUUUUUCCCAGGGAAGUUAAAAUCAAGAUGGUUUGGACCCUUCACCAUAGUCAAGGCCUCCCCUUAUGGUCAUGUGGAGCUUAUGAAUGAAAAGACUCAGAGGACUUUCACUGUCAAUGGCCACAAACUUAAGCACUACUUGGGAGACUCACUAAAGGAGCAAAGGGUGAACUACAACCUCAGCUGA